UGUCCUUAGUCUCCCCCCUCUCCUUGCUUUAAUCCACGCAUACGGUGCAAAGUUGCAUAGCGUUGUUCAGCGCAUUCUGGCGCCGGAUGGUCUGGUCUGGUCUGUCUUCGACCGUCGAGAUUUUUGAGUUUUCGACACUAGACUUGUUUCCUCCGAAUUCUCCUUUUCUUAGCUUGCUUCCUUCUACACGCUGAUGCUGGCUUUUGUUUUUUUCGCCCCCGUUGUUAUUUUUUGUUCUCAUCGUCAUUUAUUAUUCAUUCACUCGCUAGUGUUUGGUUCAGACUUGAUUUUUUCCUUUGCCUGUUGCUGGUUUGGUUUAGGUAUGCUGCGGUGGUGGUGGCGGUGCGUGGGGUGGUGGAAUGGAAUGGAAGGGUGGUGCUGUGCAGACUGCGCGGAUUGGCUGGGUGCGUUGGGUUGGCAUGGCGUGGCGUGGUAUAUGGGCGUGGCUUGGGAACGGAGAAUGGAUAUAAGUAGACUGAUGACGUGGCAUGGGAUGCCCGUAGACACUCUUAGGUACUUAGCCAGUGAUGGGCGUCCCACGCUUCUGACACGUCUUAAUGCCAUUCUGUUGGUUUAGGCUUGUAAUGUGUGUGUGUGCGCGCCGUGUGUCUAGGUGUGAUGUACUACAGUCGGAG
Messenger RNA from Aplosporella prunicola CBS 121167, 635 nucleotides. RefSeq lists its product as uncharacterized. The transcript has a single exon. Lineage: Eukaryota; Fungi; Ascomycota; Dothideomycetes; Botryosphaeriales; Aplosporellaceae. The record is from RefSeq and is a predicted model, not a curated record. The coding region runs from base 194 to 577 and encodes 127 amino acids.